AUGAAUUAGAAUUAGCAAAAUCCUGCAUUCAAACACUCUUAAUCACUUUAAAACACUGCUAGAAAAUCGUCCAAAAAGGUGAUAUAGUAGAUUAAUGGGCAAGGAGCUAUUAUUCCUCCACCUUUUCAGUCCCAAUAAAGUUCAACGCUAAGUAGUGGUAGAAAGGAGUCAAAGAAUAUUAAGAUUAUUGACAUGGAGGAGGAUUAAGAAGAUGAAAAGAAUCAAAGUGAUGAAUAUGAAUUCGACUAGCAAGAUGAUAAUAGAGGUGUUCUUAAUCCCAUCGAUCAAUUAGCUAAUGCAUUACAAAGCUCAACUAGUUCAUCCAACGGAGGUAUUAUAACAUCAGGUGGUACUGGAGGGGGAUUUGCAACCCUUGUCAAAGAGCAAUCAAUCGCUAAUACUAGCAAUUCAAACAGCCAUAAUAUUAUUUAUAAUCCUGCAACACAAUAUUCUCAAACCUAAGGAGAAAUAGAUAACAGAGGCAGUAUGUUUUCCCAUCAAAUACAAGAUCCUUCUCUAAGAUAAACCCAAAAUUCUUUUCAGUUAUCAAUACCUUCUAGCUAUAGAGUUUAAGAUACCAUCCUACAUAGUCUUGAGCAUUUCAACCAUAAAAUAAAGGACUAUCGUUUGCGAAAUAACAUUGAAUAUUAUGCUUUGCAAAAGGCUACAUUAGAAGGUAAACUAGAUGAUAAAUCUCCAAUUCUUCAUCCUAAUCAGAACAUUUUCGAGACUAGUGCAGAUAACUUUUGCUUAUUUUUCAAAACUGAUUAGCAUUAAGUCCUAUAAAAAAGAAAUAAGAUCCUUAAAUACCCUCACUAUGCUUAAGCUUAAAACUCAUCUUCAUCCUUUUCUAAUAUUCAUAGUGACAGUAAAUAUCAAUCUAGAUAAAAGUUUGAAAUUGCUCUUCCCAUGAAGAAUGGCUAAGAACCUGAUUCGUUUGCUGAACUACAAAGAGAUUAAAAUUAGAAUUAAUAUAAGUUAUGGUGCGGGAAGAAAAAAGAAGAUUAUAAAAUCCUUAACAAAAAGUUGAAUAGAGAGAGUUUUGAAGAGGAUUUUAGAUAUAGCCAUGCCUUACUAGAUAAGAAUUAGUAAAGUUGA
Molecule: messenger RNA, 1098 nt
Organism: Stylonychia lemnae
Lineage: Eukaryota; Ciliophora; Spirotrichea; Sporadotrichida; Oxytrichidae
Source: the annotation of a GenBank genome assembly